This is a messenger RNA of Saccharomyces mikatae IFO 1815, 1086 nucleotides long. RefSeq names its product Rrn5p (gene RRN5). The transcript has a single exon. Gene Ontology annotation, molecular function: rDNA binding; RNA polymerase I general transcription initiation factor activity. Gene Ontology annotation, cellular component: RNA polymerase I upstream activating factor complex. Gene Ontology annotation, biological process: nucleolar large rRNA transcription by RNA polymerase I; transcription initiation at RNA polymerase I promoter. The coding region runs from base 1 to 1086 and encodes 361 amino acids. NCBI's taxonomy places the organism in Eukaryota, Fungi, Ascomycota, Saccharomycetes, Saccharomycetales, Saccharomycetaceae. The record is from RefSeq and is a predicted model, not a curated record.
AUGGAGAACAAACAACUGAGGAAGUAUGUCCAAUUGUACAACAAGGAGGCCGAGGAAUUCUACAAUGGUGUAACGACAGGCCGUCCACAAGAGUUCCUGCCCUCCAAAGUGCAUGUAAAAAGCAUCCAUGAAAAACCAAGGACCGCCAAUGCUGGUGCAGAAAUCUCUAGCCUUGGUGUACGCUGGGAUAACGAGGAAAAGGAGAUCUUUUUCUGGUGCUUGUCACGUUAUAGUGUUCACCGUGUAGACGAGUGGCGCUCACUGUUGCCUCGAAAGAGCGCCAUGGAGAUUCUGGGCUAUUAUAAGUUGUUAAGAAGGGCGAGCGCAAGCGCGAGAUCACGCAAGGCGGGUGACGAUGGUGCGCCCAUUGCGUACGAAAUGAGCGCCGAAUGGAUUACCCUAGAGACAAAACUCAGUGAGGCAGUUGCUGCCAUCACGGAAGGCGCAGCCGAGGCCGCGAACGAGGAAGGAGACGGCGAGAAGGGGCUCAUUGAUUACGAAAGCUGGAAACGCAGGUGGGUGGCGAUCUACUCGCACAGCCGCAUCGCGGAGAUAAGACCCCUGCCCCGCCACGCGCUGCCCCUGUCGCGCAGCGCUGAGGAGACUCUAGAGCGCUGCGUUUGUCGCUACACACGUGCACUGCUGUGGUGCACGGCACUUUCGGGCAUGGCCUCCCGCAGCGUCUGCGCGUCUGCGGAAGAUUCUGAAGGUCGCAAGUCGCUUCCGACGGUGGUCACUCGGCGGCAAGUCGAGCGUGCUUUGUGCACCGAAGCACGAGCACGUGACCUGCACGUGCUCCCGCGUCGUGUUGCGUUGACACUGCGCAAAUGGGAACUGGAUUAUCCACGAGAGGGUAAACUGUUUCGCACCAAGGAAAUGGCUCGUCUGUUUCUACAAAGCCAGAUAUCAAGACAAGAUCUGGUUCCGCCCCCAACCCAUCAAGACCAAGACCAAGACCAUAUUGUAAGUGGUAAGGAAAGUGAAAGUGAAAGUGGAAGCGAAGCAGAAAGGGAUGAAAUCAACCAAGCGGACUUGUUUCGAUCCGCACUGCAUGAAAAUCAGCUGUUAAAGUGGCUAUCUAAGUGA